CCCACGGUGCCUAGCGCAGAAACAGAAUGACAAAAUAAAGCAGUGUCUGAGGAAAGUAAACAGUCGCGAGAGGUUAUCGACGCGCGUCGGUCGCGCGAAAGCAACGAGAGGGACGGAUUUCCAACGAUUCCGGACUUGUGCUACGGCUCGGAGAAUGGAAUUCCAGUCGAAGCAACUUCUUCAGUGUCCAGUAUGCCUGACCGACCUGAAGAACAUGACGGAGCUGAAGGCGCACGUGGGUCCGAAGAGGUGCCACAAAUGCAAGAAGAACCUGAGCUGCGUGGGCUUCCUGGAGGAGCACAUUGCCGACGGACACCCGAGCGGCGACACGGACGACGAGGACGCGCGUCCGGGCACGGUCAAGUGCGAGCACUGCGGCUGGAAGUUCGCGCACCAAAUCCACCUGGACGCGCACCGGCGCAAGGUCAAGUGCCCUCGGUGUCCCCUCAAGUUCGAGUGCCGAGCCCAGCUGGAGGCCCACUUGGCCGAGGAGACCGUCCAGUGCCGCGUCUGCAGGAAAAAGUACCACUCGGCGGCCGAAGUUCUGCAACAUGAGUCGCAAACCAAAUGCACCAAGUGCGGAAAUGGCUUCAAAUGUGAGACCUUUCUCAAGAACCACGUGCGUUACUGCUCGAGAAAGACAAAAGCCUCCUCGGCCCCAGUCAAGUUGGACUGCGACUUCUGCAAAAAAAAGCUUCUGUCCGCUGGGACCUACUUGAAGCACGUCAGAGAGAGGACGUGCAAAACUUGUGGAGAAUCAAGUCAAUGCUUUGCUCUUUUCUGCCAGCACAAUAUGUGCGAAAAAACUACAGAAAUUCAGAAGCAGAUGAAGGAACCUGUCGAAGAACCUCCUCUGAAAAUCGUCCCUGCUGGCACUAAUUGUCCCUAUUGCAAGCAGAUCUGUCCGACGGCGGUCGCCCUGACACUGCACACGGCGCCGUCCGAGUGUCCCAGGUGUCGAUAUGUCCAGCCGUGCAACACCCUGCUGGCCAAGCAUCUUGACAUGUGUCGCUUCAAGAUGGUAGAAAAGAAUGUUUAUUAGAGACACUGAUAAUGAAAAAAAAACUUUUAUUUUUCAAAGAGCAGAGUGUGAAUAAGUUAAAAUUGUAUGUUCCUAAUCAUUUUCUCAAAAUAAUUAUUUUUAUUUGGAGCAAUUUUACCAUUAUUUAUAAGUGUAAUUUGUUUCAAUGCAAUUUGGAAAUUUGUCUAAAAAUUUAUAAAUGUACUUCCAUUUUCGAAAUAAAAAAAAAU
Molecule: messenger RNA, 1251 nt
Organism: Neocloeon triangulifer
Lineage: Eukaryota; Metazoa; Arthropoda; Insecta; Ephemeroptera; Baetidae
Product: zinc finger protein 527-like
Exons: 2
Coding region: 155-1042 (295 amino acids)
Biological process (GO): regulation of transcription by RNA polymerase II
Cellular component (GO): nucleus
Molecular function (GO): RNA polymerase II transcription regulatory region sequence-specific DNA binding; DNA-binding transcription factor activity, RNA polymerase II-specific
Source: RefSeq, a predicted model, not a curated record